AUGGAAACCACCACGCGCCUAGAAAAACCAUAUUCCUUCAUCGACACAGCAACUGCGCAAGAUAAUCCGCUCAAUGCUUCCGAUGGGAUCCAGACCAAUCGAGUACUUCUCUCAUACGAGGAGAUACCGGAGUGGUACAAAGAAAAUGAAUUCAUUCAUGGUGGUUACCGCCCGGUAUCAUUUUCUACUCCCGCCUGCUUCGCUAGUUGGUGGUAUCUACACAACGAGAGCGUGAACAUCUACUCUCAUUUGAUCCCGAGUAUUUUCUUCGCUAUUGCCGAAUUCGCAAUGUAUAUUUAUCUUCGGUCUCAGUACCCGAAAGCGACCGUUGAGGAUCACCUCGUUUUCGCAUUCUUUCUGUUGACAGCCGUCAUCUGCCUGGCAUUUUCGGCAAUUCUUCAUACUCUUUCAAGUCACUCGCGAGAUGUUUGCGAAUAUUGGCUACACCUGGACUUCAUUGGGAUAAUUAUCUUGACUCUUGGAGAUUUCGUAUCCGGAAUAGAUAUGAUAUUCUACUGCGAGCCAAUGUUAAAACAAAGAUAUUGGAUAAUGGUAGGAGGCCCAAGCAUACCGCAGUAA
This is a messenger RNA of Penicillium waksmanii, 579 nucleotides long. Its product is annotated as hemolysin-III family protein. Bases 1 to 579 code for a protein of 192 amino acids. Gene Ontology annotation, molecular function: signaling receptor activity. Lineage: Eukaryota; Fungi; Ascomycota; Eurotiomycetes; Eurotiales; Aspergillaceae. The transcript has a single exon. Gene Ontology annotation, cellular component: membrane. The record is from RefSeq and is a predicted model, not a curated record.